This is a messenger RNA of Oldenlandia corymbosa var. corymbosa, 1497 nucleotides long. The record is from the annotation of a GenBank genome assembly. NCBI's taxonomy places the organism in Eukaryota, Viridiplantae, Streptophyta, Magnoliopsida, Gentianales, Rubiaceae.
AUGGAUUCCCUAAAAUCCGGUUCCCGGUCAGCCAAUCAACUCCGACAUCUCAAACAACUCUUCAACUGCCACUCCUCCGCCGGACGAGCCAUCUCCACCACCACCACCGCCACCGCUCCUCCCUCUUUCCUCAGACAUCUCUCCCCACACAAUCAACCACUUCUCACGCCUUGUUCUUCUUCUGUUAUGGCCAUCCGUCACCUCCGUACUGGCCGUGAUCCUAAAGGUGGUUUCGAAGAAAGGUAUGAGCAGAACCCGGGGAUCAUUGUGCCGGAGUGGGAAGCAUAUGUUAUCGAGCGAUCUGGGAAGUAUGUGAAGACAUUGACAGCCGGAACUUAUCAAAACGAUCCCGAAUUAGGCCGAAUAGCCUAUAUUCUUUCUUUGAAAGAAGGGCCUUUCUCCGUUGCUCAUCAAACCGCCGUAACCAAAGACAAUGUCGCCAUAUCCAUCAAUGGAGAUCUCUUUCUCAAGAUUGUCAACCCUAAAUUGGCGUCCUACGCGGUCGAGAAGCCGAAAGACGCUUUAAUCAAUCUCGCACGAACCACAAUACAAAGCGAGGUUGGAAAGAUGACGCUGGAGGAAACUCAAAGCGAGUGGAAGGUGCUCAAUGAGAAGAUAGCUUCCGCCAUUAACGAAACGGCGAAGGAGUGGGGCUUAGAGUGUAGUCGUUCCGAAAUGAAGAAGAAAACUCUGCCUCAGGAGAAAAAGGUUUUGGCGGUAGCAAAACCACAAAUCAUAAGGGCAGAACUAGAAAAGCUGGCAGAUAAAUUUUUUUCAGAUGCUACAAAUGUACUUGCCUCGAAGGCUGGAAAGGUGUCUGGUCCAAACUUAAAGGCAGAAUGGGAAAGGAUAGCAAAUUCAGUUGCUGAAAAGUUAGAACGGUAUCUUAAAGGAGAAGAAGAACCUAUUGUAAAGAUGAACCAAAUCUUAAAGGAAGGAGGAGGAGGAGAAAGGUUAAGGGAGGAUCAUACACUGUGGCCGGAGAUCCGGCGGGCGCGGAAUAAGAAGGCCGAAUUUAUUGAGAUAGUACCGGAGGGGAAAGCAUAUGUUGUGGAGCGAUCUGGGAAAUAUCUGAAAACAAUAUUGACGGAAGGAGCUCACGAAUUAGAUCCUUUCAAAGACAUAAUAACGUAUGAAUAUUCUUUGGAAGAACACUUUGUACGGAAUUCUCAACCGCAUGUCGUUACUAAAGACAAUGCCACCGUAUCCGUGAGCGGAACUCUCUGUGUCAAGGUUGUUGAUCCUAAGUUGGCUUCCUAUGUGAUAAUUAAUCCGAUAGAUGCCUUGAUUGAAUGUGCAAAUUCGACAUUGCAAAGCAAGUUCAGAGAGAUCAGAGUGGACGGAAUCUUAUUGGAGAAGAGCGACACGCUUAAUGAGGAAAUAAGAGCAGCAAUUGACGAAGCUGCAAAAGGUUGGGGUUUGCAAUGUGUUAGUUACGAAAUAGAUCGUAUAUCAGACCGAGCUUUGUUAGGAGAUUAUACUUAUUUCAGUAGCUAG